UCAGGUUUCAGGAUUGGCGCUUUCGUUCUGAAACCUGCGAUGCCGCUUUUUGUAUGUUCGGCAUCGAGACGUGGUCAAAGAUGCCAAUAAUGCCGGGAAACCCAUCGUUGCCGUCGGGAGAUGCAUUGUUUCCUUCGCAUUGUCGCACUUCCAUGACCAAAGAGGAUUACGCCGAGCCUCUUAUCAGCUUAUCAGGCGAUGAGAGUGGAAACCAUCAUCGCAGCCGCGUGGGAUAAGGUACAACCGAUUUCUCCGGCGAAUCGACGAGCGUCCUCGCAAGCGGUCGCUUUCCGGCCACGAGCCUAGUCUUCUCGGUGGACCCUCGUGGCUGUCUAUCCUGCGGGCCCUCUUCCCUCUGUCUUCAAUUUUGGAGUAUGAGUGGACUCCCAAGAUUGGCAUCCGAGUCAACGGGUCUUUCUCGUUUGGAAGAAACUAACUUGUCCUGGAUUGCUGUGCUUCAUCCGCCAUGAUGGAGUGAUGCAUGUUGCUCCAUUUGAGAAUAAUCAAGGAUGAGAAGACGGCCUUCCUCCGAGUGGUCUGGUUACUGUCUGAUGGGCUUAACGGCUUCCUGGCCAACCUUGUCCAGCCUUGGCAAUCUCAUCGCUGCGCGUGUUCAUUCGACCCAGCUCGUUGCCACAGCAGGGGUGUCAGCUUCGGGUUUAUGGAGAGGCUCUAUCCUGACCCGGUCCAUGCCAAUCACCGGCUCAGCUUCCUUCUCAAGUGAUAUCACUCACUCUGGUUAGGGCGAUCGGCUUUGUGCGACCGAAGGAAGUAACAUGAUAGGACAUUGUGAGGCUGGACAAGAGCUGCUGUGACGACACGGAGCUCAAAAACACCGAGGAACUCGAUGAUGCUUGUUGCCUGUCCACCUCAGGCUGACAAGGGGCCCCGCGAUGUUCGGUGGGCCACUUUAUCUGCGAUUGAAGCGGAUAGGCUGGGGCAGAUUCAUCCAGAAGGCGAUGGCUGAAGCUCAUUGAUGGCGGUUCAAGUUGUUUGGAACACUAACUCCUUCCUCUUCUUAGUUGCUGCUCUUUCACGCGCUUGAAACGAGGCUGACGGAACCGACGUUACGGAGCCCAGAUACCGGGUCGUACAGAUCUCGGGUAAGUUAGGAAGCCUCAACCAUCUCAAACCUCUUCAAACCAACACCAAUGUUCCUCCUUCACGAAGAGAUGCCUCGCAGUCGACCAUGGUACAGCGGAUUCGAUUCGGACCAUUCAUGGCCUCGCCUUCUUCCGGCCAAAAGCCGUUGAGCAGGAUAUCAGCGCUCAGUUGAAAGGUCUCCUUCCGCAGCACAGCCAGCGCUUCAGGACUCGGGCAUCAAGGCUCCCAAGGCUUUUCCGGACCAGACGGACUGCCCGAUAUCGUCCGCCCCGCUAUACUCCUCCCAUGCCGCACCGUACGGAGUUAGGCUUGUCUUGACGUCUCGAGUAUCGACUCUUCUCGGCCGGUCCUAUAUCGGGUGCAGCAACGAGCCCAGCAGCGCUCCGGUGAGCGGCCGCUGUCGGCAUCCCUAUAUGUACUCCAGAGGACCUUUGUCUUUCUGAGGCAUGGAGACAAUUUCACAAGCGCUCUUGUCUCCGAUUUGUCUAGGCUAUUUACGGCUAAAUCGCCUACCACUUACAGGGGUCAAAGCGUGCUGUAGCAUGGGAGCCGCGGUUAUCUAACUGGACAAGCAUUGACGGCUUCAUCCAGGGUGAUGGCCGCCACGAGUCAACAGCCCAAGGAGCUGAGGCUGGGAGAGACGAAUCUGAAUCAUUAUUAGUGGUACGGGAUAGAUCUGGGGCAAGCAAGGUAAAGUCGAAGCACUGGUCCAGGCUCCAGAGCAGGGGCAUUCCAGUCGAUCGUGGGCCAGUCGCAUUGAGAACACCGAUUUUCUUUUCUUCUGCUUCAAUGCGAUUGGCGGACUUAUCCUCAUGAGGCCACCACUAGGAAGGGCGUCAAAGGGACAGGGCUUUUCCAUGGUACUUUCGUCCCACCGCAUAGGUCCGUAUUUAUUGAGCUGGAAUUGGGAGUGCCAUAUGCGAGGACGCAGCCACGACUGCGGACGGAAUUCAAAAGUCCGGUCUAUAAUUGGAGAGCAUCUUGAGGUUGACAGUAUUAAGCUCGGAUUCAGAGUGGAAACUCGUCUUCUUCUCGACUAGCGGCCAUCCUUGCAGUAGCCUGACUUUCUACCGAAGUCAAGUCGACGAAUCGACUCAGUCAGUGGCUUCUCGAACUCCCCGCCCGGGAUGAAACUCUAAAGCCUUGCUCGGCUUGCCACCGACCGCUGGUAUUUGUAUUACAAGCGUCACCGGUACGCGUACAAUCUAGAAUUGAAGAGUCAGACUCGAAGAAUUAUUGAUGAAGAGCAGAAUCGUUCUUAAGAUACUUUUUGGAGAGCUAGGAGUAUAAGAGUCAAUAUAGCAUAUAUACAUUUUACUCUCCCGGAACCAGAGUUAAGCAUCUUAGCUCGAACAGCCAGAGUCGGUCCGCGCAGCACUGACGAUUUUCGCUUUCUUACGGCGGGAAACCCAAAAAGAAAAAGGGCAAAAAUGGCCGUGUGUCUGGACGAGAGAAGAAUCCGGAGUCAGAAUGCAGGCUACUGGGGUAUUCAUGCCCUCCUACAUGAAGGGCCGUUUCUAUUAUUUUCCCUAUUACCUGAAUCCAUAAUUCAUCCUGACUGUUUAUCAUCUUCCGCUCCUCUGGCUGGUCAACCACCUGCAUCAUCCAUCAAAGUUCCAGUUCCCCUCCAACAACCUCAUCGUCCUUCGCGUAGUAUACUACCCCUCUUCCCGUCUUUUCUCUUCUUCUUCCACCUCUCACCCAAUUCUCCCUUCCGACCCUUUCACAAUCCCAAUGCGCUCCGUGGGCUAUUUCUACAGGAGCUACACUCGCGGUCCCUUCACCACUGCGCCAAUCCAUUAACUCGGGGCCAAUCCUUACCUGCCCCCACCAAAGAGAAAAGAAUUUAAAGAAGGGCAAAAAGGCACAAAUCAGAAAAGCGCAGCCAGAGUUCGACUACCGAAAUCUUUUUUUAUAGCAGUAUUGAAGAUCAAGGGAAGAAAAAGCAACCAGCAGCGUCUGGAUCGCCUGUCUGCUCUCUCCCAAAUCUGUCGGCGCUGGAGCAAGGACCAAAAAGAAGAAAAGAAAAGGAAAGGAAAAAAAAACUGGGGUAUGCAUUCAACAGAGGAAUGUGUCUCAUUCGCUCUGGAAUCAAUAAUCGUCCUGCUGCUGAGUUGAUCUCACCACUGACCCGAUGCUAGCUUCCGCCGUGCUGCACCUUGCUCUGUUCCCUGUAACUCUUCGUUAACGGCGGAGCCAAUUGCUGCCGUCCGCUGCUUUACUUCCGCCCCCCCUCGCGGACUGAUCUCAUCCUCUCGUCGCUUCUUAUCUACACCUUACACCUCGAACCCUUCCCUAUCCUGACUAUCUCCCGUUUCUGUCUCUGUGCGCUCUCUUAUCUGUUUUUUCCUUCUUCCUUACGGGCUUCCAAUUAGAGGAGCCCACGAGAUUACCAACCCCAGAUCAUGUCUGGGUUGACUCUCGGCGGUGGCCCUGGCCGCGUGCGACCGACACAAACCGCCUCCGGCUUUGCCGUUUCCCAUGAUUUCACCAACCUCGAUCGCUCGUCCUUUCCGGCCAGAGGCCCCGGCCAACACUCAGCCUCUUCGGCAGCCAACCACCCUUCCAACUUCUCCUCCCAUCAGUUCGCUGAGCCCGCUCAGUUCUCAGACGACUUCUCUUUAGGCUCGCCCCUCAGCCCCUCGGACUCGGCCCAGGACAACCUGCUCCACGACUCCCUGUUCCCCGAAUUGAAGACUGGUGAUGCUGCGAGAGGGUUCGACAGUCCUGAUGAGAUGCAGAGGAGGGAUCCGCUAGCGACUCAGAUAUGGAAGCUUUAUUCUAGAACAAAGGCUCAGUUGCCCAACCAGGAGCGCCUGGAAAAUCUGACUUGGCGAAUGAUGGCUAUGAGUCUAAGACGCAAGGAAAGGGAACGCCUUGAGCAACAAGCUCGCCUCGCCACCAGGGACACGACCGUUCCUGGAAUGAGUGGCAUUGCCCAGCUCCGCUUGACCGACCAGUCCUCCAACAACACUCCUACCACAGCUGCCGAUACGAUCCCCGACCCCAUGAACCUCGACGACUUCAUUAUUCCUUUCUCUCCUUCGGACAACCCGUCACCCCCAACAACAACGAAACACUCCGAGUCAACCACGGGCGCCAUUGCUAUCAAGUCCCGCAGGGACCAACAGCCUUCCGAAGCCACCCCCGUACCUGCGUCAUUCCCCCAUCCUCCCCAAGAUCAACGGAGGAACAGCGAGUUUGGCUACGUGCCGCGCAGGGUACGCAAAACCAGCAUUGACGAACGUCAGUUCUUCAACUUGCAGAUUCCGUCUCGCAAGCGGCCAGCAGAGUCGUCUCCCCACGUGCCUCCCGUCUCCAACAGCAUGCUGGCCCAUGACCCAGAGUUCGCGGGUGCCGUGCCGGAGUAUACUCUGGACGCUUCCUCUGGCCUUGCUCUGCACAACCAGAUGAAUGCUCAACAUCUCGCCGGUGUUCAUAACCACACUUCUCCCGGUAUGCCGUUCACUCUGGACACCUUCAAUCUCGGCGAAGACCCCAUCCUCCCGUCCGCCGGUCCUUACCAGUCCCAUUUUACAUUCUCUCCAAGCGAGUCGCCCAUGACUACUGGCAACCCCUUCGCCAAUCUGUACGCUCAGACUCCUAUCGCCUCGUCCCUUAACUCGACCGACUUCUUCUCUCCCCCGCCCUCCGGGUACCAGUCGACUGCCUCGACCCCGCAGCCCACAUACGAUGGCGAGCAGUCCAAAUACUUUGACAUGGCUAUCGACGCGCGGACCCAACGGCGUAUCGUUCCCACCUAUGUUACUCAACGGUCGUCCAACCUGUCUGCCUCCCUACAGCCGCGAUACGUUUACGGCCAAGGGAACUCGUCUCACGACGUCUCGCAUCAAGCUGCCCACAUGAGCAACCCACCGUCUACUAUGCACUCACCAGGUUUCUCUAUUCCACAACAUGUUGACCCCACGCAGGUCUUACCCCCCGGUGACUACACUAAUGGCAACAAUGCCGCCAUGUUCACUUUCGGUGCUGACUCUGACAAUGAGGAUGAUGAUGGCACUCAAUUCUCUAGCCGUGGACUGGCGAUGCCGGCCGAGUUUGGCGACGAGACUCUUGGUGAUCUAAACGGUGGCAUGCAGUGGGAUGCAUCAUACCCUGGCUCAUACCAGUCUUUGCCUGGAUUCGCGGCCCAGCAUCGAAAGCAUGUCACUAUUGGAUCUACAGAUAUGAUGGAAACUCCAGGCGAGUGGAACCAGGGCAGCCUCGGCCGGACCCACGGAUCGGCUGCAUCCGUUAGUGAGGUUCGCAACCGGGAUCAGGACCCUCGGCGCCAGAAGAUUGCUCGUACGGCAUCCACUCCAAACACAGCUCAGUUGCUGCGCCAGAGCAUGAACCCGGCUCCUACUUCUCACACCUCUCCCAACACGCCUCCCGAGUCUGGCUUGAGCAGUGCCGCCCCAUCUCGGCCUUCCAGCCCAGGUGGGACAAAGAAUGGAGAGCAGAACGGACCUACCACAUGCACUAACUGCUUCACACAAACUACCCCACUCUGGCGGCGUAACCCCGAAGGCCAGCCUCUGUGCAACGCCUGUGGUCUAUUCCUCAAGCUGCAUGGUGUGGUGCGUCCGCUCUCUCUGAAGACCGACGUCAUCAAGAAGCGUAACCGCAACAGCGCAAACACCCUCGCUGUUGGCUCUUCGCGUGCCUCCAAGAAGUCGUCUCGCAAGAACUCGGUUCAGCAGGCGUCUGCAUCUUUAACAAUCAGUCGCGCUCAAAGUGGAACCGCGUCCGAGUCGCCCCCAGCAAUGCCAGGUGGAUCGUCUCGAAGCUCCGGCGUCGUACCAAUUGCGGCAGCGCCUCCAAAAUCUACCCCAACAAACACUUCUCCAGGAGCGACCGGUCGUGGCGCGGUGCAGGUGGCACCGAAGCGUCAGCGCAGGUUAGAGAAGGCGUCCGAGGUCGAUAUGGCUGAUGACGCCAGUCGAUCCAGCACCUCCUCCGGUGGACGGUCCAAGGUGGUUGCCCUUGCUCCGGCAAUGCCUCCCGCGGCAGUGAACCCCGCAAACCACAGUAUCGCAGCUGGCCAGGGCGCGAGCCAAGAGUGGGAGUGGCUGACGAUGAGUCUGUGAUUUUAUUUUUCAUCUCUUCCGUUCUUUCGACCUGAACGCUGGAUACGCCUUUCAGAAUUACCCUUUCCACUUCACUCCGCAGUGAAUUUUUUAUGCGACGACUAUAGACCUGAUGACUACUGAGCUGGGACUCUCGCUAGAAGGAGCAGGCGUUUGGUGAUUGAAGCGGGACUUGACAGUCAGAACGGCUUCACGAUGGUAAUUGAUGGUUGACGAGUGAUGCAAUUUCGGUUCGGUUAUUUGUCUAUGGGUCUUUUCUUCUACCUUAAUUCCUUGGGCUGACGACAAUUCCCGCCGGAGAGCAACACCAGUACGAAAACGUCUGUCUGGAAAUCGUCAUGUCCGCUAUGCUUGUGAUUGUGAUUUCUGCUUGAUACAACCGCGUCUGUCCGGAACCUGGCCAUCGUCUUGUUUGUUUUUUUUUUUUUUUUCCUUUUU
This is a messenger RNA of Aspergillus calidoustus, 6632 nucleotides long. The record is from the annotation of a GenBank genome assembly. NCBI's taxonomy places the organism in Eukaryota, Fungi, Ascomycota, Eurotiomycetes, Eurotiales, Aspergillaceae.